Messenger RNA from Malassezia restricta, 531 nucleotides. RefSeq lists its product as uncharacterized. The transcript has a single exon. Bases 1 to 531 code for a protein of 176 amino acids. The record is from RefSeq and is a predicted model, not a curated record. NCBI's taxonomy places the organism in Eukaryota, Fungi, Basidiomycota, Malasseziomycetes, Malasseziales, Malasseziaceae.
AUGGACCCAGACCCGGUGACGGCGCUAGCGCAGGCCGUGCAGGGCUGCGUGGAUGCGUCGGCGGACGUUCGCAUGCGUGUGCUGGCCAAAGCGACGCCACUCGUGGGUGAGCUUCGGAGCUGGAAUCGCGAAGCGCACGAGGCGCUGGCAGAUCGGCAAUCGCAUGUGCAGCGAUCGCAGCGCGCGCUGGACGAGGCCGUGCUGGUGUAUGAGUCGCUGUCGUACGAGCAUCGCGAGCUCGAGGCGCAGAUUGCCGCGCACAUGGAGCUGGAGCGGCUGGAUCAUCGAGUGCUUACGCACGAGGACCAGGCGCAGCUGGCGUCGCUGCCUGCGUCCGAGCAGCACGAGGCGGAGCGGACGCGCUUGCAGGACAUGCUGAGUGAGCGGCGGCACUUGGAGCUGGAGGGCAAGAAGCUGGCCGAAGAGGUCGCGCAGCUGCAGAAGCAGAGCCGGCUCGCACACCGCCACCUGGUGCGCCUUGAGCAGGGUGUGGCCUCGCUGCAUCAGUCGGUGCAGCGUCAUGCGUCCUAA